AGCAUUGGUAGAGACCAAAAAAGGGGACAUGAGUCGUAGAAAGACAGAACAGAAACAUGACGAUGAUUACUUCCAAUUCCAUUACACUUGGAGGAGUUGCUUCAUUCACUACUCGCAACUUUUGCUACGGUCACAUGUAUCUUUCCAAUCCAAAUGCAAAAUUAAGAGGACCCACCUUUUCUCUCAGCUUCUCCAGGGGAAAAAGCUUAGAUAUUUUCUCUUCUCCCACUGCGACAACAAUACCAACACUCAGACAUCUCAAUACGCCAAUUUCAGCUGUUAAUUCAGGUUUAGAAGCAUCAAUUACAGACCCCAAUGAUAUUUCAGACUUCUUAACAGAUGCCACAGUAGUUGCAGAAGCAGAAGAUGAAGAUAAGAUACAACUAAGAGUGGAAUUGAAUGGUGAUCAAACAGAGAAGGUAUUUGACCGGAUCCUCAUAAACUUAGGUCGUACUACCCCACCAGUUCCUGGAUUUCGCGUGCAAAAAGGAGGGAAAUCAUCAAAGAUCCCAAAAAGCUUCCUUCUACAGAUGCUUGGGGAAGAACGUGUCACUAAAUUUGCAAUACAAGAAAUACUCAAUUGUACCAUGGCUGAUUAUGUAAAAAAGGAAAACUUGGAUGUGAAGGACAGGAAGGUUAACACUGUUCAAACGGUAGGAGAACUCAAACAAUCAUUCACACCAGGAAAAGAAUUUGUCUUCAAUGUUUUAAUCGAGCCUGAAAAUUCCUAAGGUAAAUAACUUGUUAUGAGGGAUCUAGCUGUUGUGCAUAACCAGAUUGAUGAUUAUCAAGCAACAAGAUUUGUCUCAAGCAACGAUAUGCAGCUUAAAGAGUUAUUUUAAUGGUUAGUUAGAUGAGCUCAUAAAAGUAAAGGUGAAACAUUCUGCCACGAAAGUUACAGAAAAAAUGUACUUGUAAUUCGUCGUUCGAUUAUUUAUCCUGAUUUUGGGGUGAUACUAAACCAAUAGAAUGAUAUAUUGCAGAUAUUGAAUAUCUUUAAAGCCUUUUAAAUUAAAUAGCGACUUGUCAAUUA
This is a messenger RNA of Cicer arietinum (chickpea), 1033 nucleotides long. RefSeq lists its product as uncharacterized. Gene Ontology annotation, biological process: protein transport; 'de novo' cotranslational protein folding; protein unfolding. The record is from RefSeq and is a predicted model, not a curated record. Lineage: Eukaryota; Viridiplantae; Streptophyta; Magnoliopsida; Fabales; Fabaceae. Gene Ontology annotation, molecular function: ribosome binding; protein folding chaperone; peptidyl-prolyl cis-trans isomerase activity.